Messenger RNA from Saccharomyces kudriavzevii IFO 1802, 1353 nucleotides. RefSeq names its product Pci8p (gene PCI8). Lineage: Eukaryota; Fungi; Ascomycota; Saccharomycetes; Saccharomycetales; Saccharomycetaceae. Bases 1 to 1353 code for a protein of 450 amino acids. Gene Ontology annotation, cellular component: COP9 signalosome. The transcript has a single exon. The record is from RefSeq and is a predicted model, not a curated record.
AUGUUUUAUGGUGCUAAGGGACCUCUAUUGAUCGAACGUAUUGGCCAUUUACUCUCUAUCAAUUAUGGAAGUAAAGAAGAAAGAAAAAAAUGGGCCAUUCAAGGGACAGGCUAUUUACAAGAAGUCCAGUGCACAGACACUCCAUAUCUGGAGACUAUUAUAAAGGAGAGUGGGAUUAGAAUCGUCAGUCAACUUGAUAAUUCGCUUGGAAGUAAGCCUCAUUUUUCAUUGCUUGGAGGAUUCGAUGAGAAUAUCGCACGAGAUAUAAUUUCACAUAAUUUCCAUAAUGCAAUAUUUCAGAUGGAGUCUAAAGAAGUUCCCCUGAGCAAGCAAUAUCAGCAUUUAGAAAAAAUCACCCAAGUAUCUUUGUUAUCCAGGAAUUUUAAAGGCAUUGAAGAAAUUGAGUAUAAUCUAAGAAGCAUCAUUAAAAGCCUUCGAAAUUAUGACAUCUCAAAGCCCACACGUUGUGAAAAGGAUUCCAUGAUAAGAGAUCGGAACAAUUAUGAAAUUUCUCAAGAGGAUCUUUUUUCACUCAUCAGAAUACAACUAAUUCUUUGCAUCUCAUAUUUUUUACAGGAAAGAUAUUUUGACUGUUGCACAAGAUUCUUUUCAAUAAUUAAUUCAGAACCUUUGGCCUUGAAAGUUCUUUCCGAGUACGUAGACGGCAUGGAUUUUAUAUCCAAGGAGGAGUUUAUAAUGAUGGUUAAUAUAUCUGUGCUCAUUUCCAUACCAUUGGAUAACUAUGAUGACUUUAUUUACUUGAGCGAUCUAAAGCAAUUUUUCCAAAUGACACCAGUGUUGAUUAAUUGUCUCGAACUGUUGAUCAAUACGAACUUUAACAAGUUUUUUAAAAUUUGGCAUGGUGAGAUAAGUAGGACUUGUAUGGAAAGCCUUUUCCUGGAGCCUAGUUGGUCAUCGUCGGCUGCUAUCAUUAUGAGAUGCAAAAUUUAUUUCUUUUAUUUGAGAAUAUCUAAAAAGCUGCGGUUUACCUAUUUAUCGUCCACGCUUGGUAUUGAUCUGAAAGACAUCAAGGAAGAAUUAACAAAACUCAUAUUGUCAGGACAGCUUAAUUUUGAAAUCGAUGACGAUGUGAUACACUUUGAGGAUAACUCUAUCUUGCAAAAUAUCAUCAAAGAAAUUAGCAAAAAUGGCUCUAUAAUCAAUCAGGCUAUAGGUAAGCUGAAAAAUCAAAACAUGGAUUUGAAAGACAUUAUUAAGAGCAAUCCUAUACAGUGUGGUGGUAUAAAUGACACGAAUGAUAUAAAUAAUGGAAGCAGCGAAGAUAUGGAUAUAGAUGAACUUAACGACAGAAGUGAUAUUAGUGACUCGGAGGGUGGUUUAUUUGAAAGUUGA